This is a messenger RNA of Pangasianodon hypophthalmus (striped catfish), 4028 nucleotides long. It is a transcript of the gene znf839, whose product is annotated as zinc finger protein 839. Bases 256 to 3285 code for a protein of 1009 amino acids. The transcript has 7 exons. NCBI's taxonomy places the organism in Eukaryota, Metazoa, Chordata, Actinopteri, Siluriformes, Pangasiidae. The record is from RefSeq and is a predicted model, not a curated record.
AAAUGACGCCAUUUGUUGUUAUCCAGCGCCCACCCCCUCGCCAUUGUAGCAUGGAUGCGAGUGUCUAUCGCCUAGCUACCGUUACAAAGCUAUACAGGAUUAUUUAAUUUGCAGGCCAGCGCAUUUUGGUCAAAUUUCUGACUUGUGCACACUUUAAAGAUUCAACUACAACCGGCUGUGGCUUAGUGUGGUCCACUCGAGAGCUUUUACGUGAACGUUUUGAGACGGACUGUCUAGGCUGCUUCCAUAAUCAAAAUGGCGGACAACGAAGAUGAGAGCAAUAAUACAAACGGCACCGCUUUGACAGAGGUCAGUCCUGUAAGUGUGAGCGGAUCUCAGACGAGCGUAUCGGCCACCACUAGCUCUCAGAUUGAGGGUGAAAAUGGAGAUGGCAGCGUUAAAGUAGUGGUCAGUGGUGAAGGGGGCGGUGAACAAGGCCUGUCACAGUUGGUAACCAUACACAGCGAAUCAAGCGCUGAUGGCAAAGCUGUUGACGGAUCUUCAGAAGUGAUCGGCCAAAUUUUGGGCGCCGAAGUCCUAACGUCGUACGUGCAAGCGUCUGAUAACGCAGAGGACACCGUGACCACAGAGUGUACGACAAUCAGCAGCGAUUUUCUGAAUGCUCUCGGGCCCGCGACCACCAUCAUUUACGUGCAGCCUGACGGGAGUUUCGUGGAGAGCUCUGGGCUCUCUGUGGAGGAGCAGCAGCAGUUACUGGAGCAGCUGUCCAAACAGCAGCUCGUGCAGGUCACCGGAAACGAAGCGACUCGACUGAUCGAGCAGAGCCAGACACCUACACCGGCACCUACACCGGCACCCAAACCUGCCCAGAGCGCCAAACCCGCCGUCAUAUCCAGUGUGGACGUGCAACAGGUUAUAGAUCACGUUAACAAGUCGCAGGUGCGCGCGCAGGCUGAGCUGACCCGCUCCCACACCACCACCCCUAAAAUCCUGCAGAGGAACGUCCAAGCUCAGACUCCCUCAUAUAUAACUCUAGAGGCGGGAAAUGUCAUUUCAGGACAGCUGACGACCACAUUACAGCCACAGCCGUUUACAAUCGUGCAGAACGCAUCACAGCAACUGCAGAGUGUCGCCAAACAGGUGGCACUGCACCAAUCACAGAACGGGGCACAACCCAUUCAGCAAAAGCUAGCUGAACCCAUCCACAUUCAAAUGCAGGCUCCACCGAAACAGGAAAUCAAGCAACGCCAGUCCACUCCCAUCACCAUCCUCCAGCCGCAAAGCCUGCCAGUAAGCCAGUCUGUGGUGAAAGUUUCCACUGUAGGCACAGUCAGUACUCCUCAGAUUAUCCACAUCACACCUGUGCCUGGACAGCAGCAAUAUUUCUUACAGAAUCCAGGAGAACCUCCCAUUCAACUUCUCCUUCAGAAACCUGCUCCUGUAGUUAGCAGCAUUUCAGUUCCGAUUGUGCAUAAAGUCCAAGCUCCUGCCUCUUCCUCUAACUCUGUUCCUGCCGUAAAGAGUCCUGCAGCCAAGCCAGCCACGGUCUCCAUCCAUCCCACCUUGAUUUUAACCCCUUCCACUAGUGUUUCAUCCACAACCACCAAGGUAUUAACUCCGCCCACGAAGGCCACAACAGUGGUCACCAAGGUUUCGGCUCCGGCCAUUGAAAAAGAGAAACCCAAAGUGAAGAACCGCCAGAAAAAGCCAUUGAAAAUCCAGACACGCUCUGGUCGAGUUUCUCGUCCACCAAAGCAUAAGGUAAAGGACUACAAGUUCAUCAAAACUGAGGACUUGGCAGAGAGCCAUCAGUCAGACUCUGAUGACUACUCUGAGAUCAGCGUGGAAGACGAAGAGGGCAAUGAGGGCAAGAAGAAGACAGAUGUUGAUGGUUUGUCCCUCCGCAGCAAAGCUUUUAAAUGUGAAACAUGUGAGAAGUCCUACAUAGGCAUUGCAGGUUUGAACAGACACUAUAAACUCAAUCCCACUCAUGACAAAAGUCAGACAUCAACUCCAGUUGUGAAAGAAGACUCCAAACCCACGGAAGAGCAAACACAUACUGAAGCAGCUAAAACGAGUCCUGUGAAGGAAGCCACGACUCAAAAAGUGCAAGCAGAUUCUACAAGACAGAUCGUACCACGGCGGCCUGGGAGACCUAAGGGGUCAGGCAAAUCUAGUCUUCCCAAAAGGCUUGGACGGAAACCGAAGAGAGGGAGACCGGGACGGCCACCUAAACACCAAACAGCGCUUACUAUGGAGCAACAGGCACAGAGACGAAGAAGUCGACUCACAGAGUUUAUACAGCAGUAUGAUGAUGAGGACCUGAUGGAGAUUGUUCUUCCUCGCCUGGCUAAGGUCAUGACUGUAUGGGAAUUUGUGCUAAUGAAGGUAGAAAAUGGCCAUUUGUCCAAGCAGCAGUUUCCCAGUGUAUAUCAUGAAUUUGAGCAACUCCACAGCCAGGUGAAGAAGAUGGCACAGGAGCACUUUAGUAUUUCACCAGCUUCCCGAGCAGCUAUAGAGGUCACCAAUAUGGAAGUCUUAAAAUCACUGGGAAUUACUGAUCCGUCUAGUGCAUUAACACCCUUGAACUCCUCUAAUGGACAGCAGGGUACGAUAAGAAAUCAAGCUACAAAGAGUCCACGGAAUAUUGAGAAUACCAGGAUGUUGCCUCCAGCAAAGAGGUUCAAAAUGGAAAACUGCUGUGGAGAAAACGACUCUGCGGUUAAUCAGAACGGUAUUCAGAAGCAUGAGGCUAACGAGGACUCCAUGCUGCUCCGGGAGCCACAGGUGGUCCUGACCCGUCUAGAGAACUUAACGAACACUGAUGCAGACCCUGCAACAAGGACAGAAGCAGCAGCUAUGGACACAGAAGAAUGCCUUCUCGAUCCUGAAGCUGGCAAACCUCAAGAAGACCCUGACAGAGAGCUUUCAGAAGUUCUCAGCAGCAGUGGGAGCAUGGACAUUGCAGAUCAGGUGAAACAGCUGGAACAAGUGCUGAGCUCAGAAACAACGUGUAAGGAAAUCACGCUGAAAGACGAAAACUGUAACCCUCCACAAACGGAAAGUUUGGACGAGGCAGAAGCUUUAGGAGAACCUGUUGUCAAUGAGGUGGUGAUGCAGGCUGUUGAGGCUCACGAAGAGACACCAGUUUUUAUCCAAACAGCGGAGGGCCUCGUCCGACAGAGUGCUGAAGAACUUGCUUCCAAGGGAAUAGUGAUUGUGAACGGGCCCGAUGGCAGCACAGUGCACAUCGAGGCUCCAGAAGGAGUUCCUUUAGAGACUGUCCAUGCUCUAUUAGGCAUUGAAACCGAGAGAAAGACUUGAGUAAGCUCAUCUGAAACCUUUCUGAAAUUAGUUAGCCAUUUCAAGACAAUUCUAUCAACGUGGUGUUUUUUUCCCAAGGAACUUUUUAUUGCAGAUUUUUGUACAUUUGUAAAAACAAAGUAUUAUUAUUAUUGUUCCAGAUUUUGUGCAUUGUUUUGGUUCAGUCUUUUGUUAAAAAAAAAAAAAUGUAGGAGUUUGGUCACAUAGACCUUAUGGCUUCACAUUUCAUUGCCAACAUUGCGUGUCUUCACGUACUAUGGCCAUGGCAGAACUCAGUACCUUGUACACUGUAUACUAUGAAAAACUGUACAGUAUGACAGUGUGAAAUACUUAAUGCUGAGUUUAAAUAGAAAAUUGCUUUAAGCAAUGAGGAACUGCUCUUGGUAUGCGUUUUGGUUUUAAACCGCUUAAGGAUGAUUUAUGGACUUCAAGAUGUGCAUUUAGUUCUUUCUGAGAGGAAAAACAAUUGAAAUUGUUAAACUAAUAUGUACAAAAUGCCCAGAAUGAGACAAAAAGUUAAUAAGUGGAUAAACAUGUCUUAAUUGUGUAAAAUCCCAGGUUACCUCUUGUUUCAUUGUUACAUGUUAAAUAGUAGUUUGUCCAGUUCAAUAGUUGUUUAAAAAGCACUAUUUUAUUACUUUUUAUAUAAUCUUUGGACAUACUGUGUUUUUUCAAACAUCUCAACAUUUGUAAUACAAAGAGAAUACAUAAACAGAUGACAUUAAACCAAUAUUUGUGAUUGA